AUGGCCGCAGUCGCGCGGGUUCCGUUUGAUGUCUGGCUUGAAAUCCUGGGGAACGUCGAAGAGCCGAAGGAUCUGGCGCACUGCGCGCGGGUGAACAACUUGAUGUUCCAAGCAGCGAUACCCGUCUUGUACCGGAGCAUCAGAGUGAAAUAUGUUGAUUUGGACGGAAGGACAGGCGUUUCAAUGAUACAUCCGAACAGCGUCCUUGCCACGCUGAACACUCGUCCACAUUUGUCUGUGUAUGUCAGGGAGAUACGCUUCCAUGUAUACAACCGACUACACAAUGCGACCUACACCGUUCAGGACACGGGAGCUCCUAUACAUGUGCUGUCUACGCUAUUCAACCUAACCACAUGCACGGUCUAUUCGUCUGUUGAGAACGUCGUCUCUGCGGAGGUUCUUCGGAAUAUCACCGACAACCUACGUCUAUGUCAUAAUCUAUCACAUCUCCACUGGGACUUUGCAGUUACUGCUCGACACAUGCCUAUAUUGAGCGAACUGCCUUCAGACACCACUCUUCGACUACGCUCUCUCACCUUGGGAGACGCGUCGACUGAGGCCAUUCAGAAUCUCGAUGUGGUCCUACGCUCGUUUGACCAUCUCACCAGCUUACGCCUCAAGUCCACAUCAGGGCUAGAUAUCCCGCUGUCUCAAGAUCUUGUAAUGAAUGGUGCACUGUCGCGGUUGAAGGCCCUGCAAAUAGGCUUUUCGCAUACGUUACCGGCACCGGCCCUAUUGAGUUUCGUCUCCGCGGGCGCCAAUCUCACCGAACUUGACGUUGUAUACGACUACUUCUUGCUUGGUCGCGAUCUUAACAUUUCUUCGAGCCAGACUGGGCUUUCCCAACUCACGAGCCUCACAGUACGACAUCAAGGCGUCGCCGGUGUCGAUGCCUAUCAUGAACUCGUCGCAUGGAUCUCGCGGCUCGCGGCUAGAUCCCCUUUGCAGCACUUGAACGUCGUCUCCGACGAUGAUAAACGCCACGGCUGCAGGGGAGGUGCCUGUCUCGCUGCAGUAGCCCAGCAGCAUCCAACGCUCGUGUCUCUAUCAGCGGCACAUGUUUACCUUGGCGCAGCCUUCAUAUCGGCGGUAGCCAAGGCAUGCCCGCUGUUAGAGUACAUCGAGUGUGCGCCGCCUCCGCCACCUCGCGUCCGAAGGAAGAUAUCGGGACCGUCUGAAUCGGACAUUGAUGCGCUGCGAUCCGCGCUGUCCACACGGCCCUCCGGUUUCACGAUCGUCAACACGCGUCAGACUACGCAGGGCAACAGCUAUGUGGCAUGUAUGAAGCGACGAGUGACUCGGACGCUGCUCACUGCAUGA
Peniophora sp. CBMAI 1063 is the source of this 1320-nucleotide messenger RNA. NCBI's taxonomy places the organism in Eukaryota, Fungi, Basidiomycota, Agaricomycetes, Russulales, Peniophoraceae. The record is from the annotation of a GenBank genome assembly.